AUGUGUGGCACCGGUAAAUUCAAGGUACUCUGGGGUUUAGAGAAGGCGGCGGCUUGUCCACGCUGUGGUUCCUUCAAGGACCAUUUACACGUCCCUCGAUGCCACGCUGUCUCCGUCACACAGGAAUGGGACCGCCGGGUCUCCGCUCUAUCCACAUGGAUGGAUAUGCUCCUGACGGAUCCCUCCAUCAAAACGUUGAUGCUGAUAUUACUCGGGGGUGUUCGCGACCACAUUCUCCCUUCUAUCCAGGCUAUCUCUCCGGCGGUUCAGCCAGCCUUCUUGGCACAACAGGUUAUCGGUUACCAAGGCCUCUUGGAAGGCAGGAUCGCUUUGCUUUGGCUCCCCCUCCAACAACACUACCUUGACGAGAUUCGAGGUUGUCGAUCCGUCUCUCUUUGGGCUUCUCAGCUCUCCCAGGAACUAAUUGCACUCGCCUUCUAUAUGUGGGAGCAGCGGAACUCUGUUCAACACUCGGACAAUAAUGUCCAGCUCCUUGCACGUCACCGAACUGCUAUCAAAGGUAUUCACUCCCAGUUUGAUAUGGGUCCGGAUGAUUUACCACCGGAAAUAAAGCCUAUGCUCACUUGUCGUCGACAAGUCCUCCGUAAAUCUCUGAUGGACAAGGAAUCUUGGCUUGCGUUGCUUCAACAGGAGCGCAGGGAUUACCGUCGGUCUUUGAAAGCUCAACACCAAAGUCUUCAGACGCUCUUCUCCCUCCAUCCUCCCGGACUCUGA
This is a messenger RNA of Cylindrotheca closterium, 735 nucleotides long. The record is from the annotation of a GenBank genome assembly. NCBI's taxonomy places the organism in Eukaryota, Bacillariophyta, Bacillariophyceae, Bacillariales, Bacillariaceae.